Eremothecium gossypii ATCC 10895 is the source of this 198-nucleotide messenger RNA. It is a transcript of the gene ATP19, whose product is annotated as F1F0 ATP synthase subunit k. NCBI's taxonomy places the organism in Eukaryota, Fungi, Ascomycota, Saccharomycetes, Saccharomycetales, Saccharomycetaceae. Bases 1 to 198 code for a protein of 65 amino acids. The record is from RefSeq and is marked provisional. The transcript has a single exon. Gene Ontology annotation, biological process: proton motive force-driven ATP synthesis.
AUGGGAGCCGCAUACACAAUCUUGGGCAGAACUUUCCAGCCACACCAGCUAUCGCUGGCCACCAUCGGCCUUGCGUCGCUGCUUGUCAUCCCAAACCCGUUCAAGAAGGCGGAGGCGAAGCCAGUGUGGAAGGCAGCGUCCGAGGACGAGGAGAAGUUCAUCCAGGAGUACCUUGAGAAGCACUCUGCGAAGCAGUGA